Molecule: messenger RNA, 954 nt
Organism: Entamoeba invadens IP1
Lineage: Eukaryota; Evosea; Mastigamoebida; Endamoebidae
Product: cyclin-A3-2, putative
Exons: 1
Coding region: 1-954 (317 amino acids)
Biological process (GO): mitotic cell cycle phase transition; regulation of cyclin-dependent protein serine/threonine kinase activity
Cellular component (GO): cytoplasm; nucleus; cyclin-dependent protein kinase holoenzyme complex
Molecular function (GO): cyclin-dependent protein serine/threonine kinase regulator activity
Source: RefSeq, a predicted model, not a curated record
AUGUGUGCCCAAGACAGGGUAUCAGUUGUUCGCGAGCCCAAAAGCGCGUUCACACCCGUCGAGUUGUCAAUUCAUUGUGUUGUAGUUGAGGCAGAGAAGAAGCACAAGAUCACCACCGAACUCCAAGACUUCUGUCGGUACCUUCAAAUCAGGCAGACACAGAUGCCGCAGCCAAACCUUGACAUCGCAACGCCUUUCAUGCGCCCACAACUUGUUGAUUGGCUGUUCAAAACGUGUGACUUUUUGAAGUUUCACAAGAAACUUGUCUUCCAAGCACUUACCUUGGCAGACUCCUACACUACACGAACUCCUGUCGAUGGCGACGAACUGGGGCUUGUUUUCUUGACUUCCCUUUUCAGCGCAGCAAAGUACGACGCCAUUGCCAUCAAGCUGAACGACGUUUUGAAACUCUGUAAUUACAAGUACAAUAACAAAGAAGUGAUUCAAAUGGAGAUGAAAAUUCUCACAUCUGUGUCCUACAAAAUGGAUAACCCUACUCCUUUCGACUUCCUUUGCUUAUUGUGGGAAGCUGUCGGGUACCCGACUUUUGUUUAUGGAAAACAGAACCAUCCAGUCGUCGAGGCAAGCGUGCUCUUCUUGGAAGUGAUGUCUUUGGAUCCAAUUUUCUUAACAAACACACCAUCUUCAAUGGCGGCAUCCGCCUUCUUCUUUGCACGUGAUUUAUGUCACUUUACGCAGCUCUGGGAAUCCCUUCAACAAAAGUGUCUGUUUCUGAGAAAGAGUGAUGUCAAAGAUGUUGCCCUUGACUUUGUCCCGAAGAUGAGGUUCUGUCUCGAGAACGCAGAAUCGAUGGGAUUUAAACCAUGCGCAGACUUUGCCCAUGUCAUCAAUGCCCAUAGGCUCGACCACAUGAACUGCGUUAAGCACAUCACGUCCAGGAGCAGUAAAGCCAUGUGCUUCUGGGAUACCAACGACCUUAGGAACUUCGACUAA